This is a messenger RNA of Pyricularia grisea, 1269 nucleotides long. RefSeq lists its product as uncharacterized. The coding region runs from base 1 to 1269 and encodes 422 amino acids. Lineage: Eukaryota; Fungi; Ascomycota; Sordariomycetes; Magnaporthales; Pyriculariaceae. The transcript has a single exon. The record is from RefSeq and is a predicted model, not a curated record.
AUGGCAAAUAACUAUUACCCACAGAGCAACGGCUUGCCGAACGGAGCCCAGUAUUGGUCCCCGGAGAAUCAAGCUGUUUAUCAGCACCUCCAACAACAACAACAACAACAGCAGUCAAGUGGUUCGCAAGGCCAGCAAGGACUACCUAGAAACGCCCCCCAACAACAACAGCAUACUCAACUCCAGUUUAGCAUCGGCCUUCCAGAGCAGCAACAACAACAACAACAACAACAACAGCAACCACCACAACAACAAUCCAUUCCUCAAGGCCCGUCAGCCCCGGCUCAAGGCCAUGUGCAAGACCAACAAACCCAGCCGACGACAACCGAGGCAACCGAGGCAACGGAAACCGCGAGAAGAGGGCGGGGCCGGCCCAAGGGCACAAGCACGCGCCAAACCGCUGGUGUACGCAAGCCUCGAGCCAAGAAAACAACUACAACCGCCUCAGCCUCAACCACAGGCGCACCUGGACCUGCAUCCACAGCCCUGCUUGCGGCAGUGUCGGCCGCAUCGGAAGCUAGAGCAACAGGCCCUGCGCCUCCGUUAUUACCGGCAAAUCCCACAAAUCCCCGCCCUGCGGCACGACGGACCGCAGCCGUCGUGACGCCAACUCCGCGCGAUGAGGACCUCGGUCCUCGCCCACCCAAUCUAGACGAUCCCGUGUACCAGGAGCUCCUGAAGAUGCAAGAUAGAUUCUACAUUGAUCAUGAGCGCUGCCUCGAAGCUUUGCUCGAUGUUGCCCUGAAGCUAGGGUUCGGCGUAGUCAUCAAACGUUCCAAGCGGGAAGAUAGCAAGGAGGGGGAGCCCCUCGGCCGCGUCUAUAGAUAUGACAUGGAGUGCACCGCAGGCAAGGUGCGAGCCAAGGCCCUGGGCGUUCGCACUGUGGCGAGGAAGGACUGCCCGUGGACGGCGCAGAUAAUCAGCGAAAAGAAAAACGGUAACCUAUGGCAGUUCAAGCUCGUAGAACCCAUGCAUAAUCAUGCACCAUUUCCCGACGCUGCCGCCAUCCCCGUCCACCGCAGACAGACACUCAAGAAGGUUGAGCAUGCCGUCAGACUACUGGGCCAGCAGGAGGGCACCACAGUCAAGGACAUUCUUGAUUUUGUCAAGACGCAGUAUCCGGAUAGGCCACUAAAACCUGAGGAUAUCAAAAACUUUUUUGCAAAGGAAAAAAAGAAGGCAGAGGGUGGCACAGUUGAUCCCAACGCCGAGUAUGCGGACGAGAGCGGCGUGAUCGCGGAAACUGAGACCGGGAAUGGCGAUAAUUAG